Messenger RNA from Aspergillus aculeatus ATCC 16872, 1063 nucleotides. RefSeq lists its product as uncharacterized. The record is from RefSeq and is a predicted model, not a curated record. The coding region runs from base 165 to 731 and encodes 188 amino acids. Lineage: Eukaryota; Fungi; Ascomycota; Eurotiomycetes; Eurotiales; Aspergillaceae. The transcript is spliced from 3 exons.
UCCUCUCUCUCUCUCUCCUCUUUCUCUUCUUCUCUUCUCCUUCUCUUCCUCCUCAACAGUCUUUCGUUAUUCCAUACUUUGCGCUCGCUCGUUACUCGCUUCUUUCGGGCUCUCAAAAAGUAAACCUAACGUCUGUCUCUACAUCAAUCACAUCUACUGUCAAGAUGAAGUUCAACAGCGCUCUCGCUCUCUCCUCCCUUCUGGUGCUCGCCGUGGCCCAGGACACCAACUCUACCUCCACUGCCAGCGCUGCCACUGCGACUGCCAGUCUGUCUGCUCAGGCCAAGUGCGCCGAGUCCUGCGCCUCCAGCGACAUCUGCUGCAUUGCCAAGUGCUACAAUGUCCCCUGCCCCAACGACUCUCAGGCCAACGACACCACCAGCUGCGUUGCUGCCUGCCCCCAGGGUAACGGCUCCACCAGCGACACCGACGCCUACGCCAGCUGCCAGAGCCGUUGCGUGAGCAGCUACUUCUGGUCCAGCGCUACUGCUACCGCCGGCUCCUCCGCCAGCACCGCCAGCUCCAACGAUGGUACCACCACCACCGGCAGCGGCAGCAAGUCCUCCUCCACUGGUUCCAGCAAGUCCGGCUCCUCGGACUCGACCAGCACCGCCACCAGCACCGGCGCCUCCUCCAGCGAGACCUCCAACUCGGCCGCCAUCACUCAGUUGAAGAUGGGAGUCUCCACGGUCGGUCUAUUGGGCUUCGUCCUCGCCGCCUGGGCCCUGUAAAUCUCUCCCGCUUACAGAACGGAAGCGAGAUGUCACAGAAGCUUUUUCAAACCAGCAACGGCACACAAACUUUUUUGUCUUAGUACAUAUGGGAAAUUGAAUGAAUGAGGGCGGGCAGGAAGGGAAACAUGAUUAAUUUUAUUUUGCACUCUAAUGGGAUAUCACACUUCACACGCGCACACGCACACACACACACACACACACACACACACACACACACAGCAGCAGCAGCCUUUGUUUUGCUUCGUCUACUACUACUCUUGCACACACUUUGUUGACGUUGUCAUAAUAACUUACUACUACCUUGACUGUCUGUCACUAAUACUACCCAC